UAUGGGCCUGUAAUCGCCACCGCAGCAUACGGGCACCACCCUAAUCGGGGGAACUUUGCCAAUCGAUCACGAGAAGGGCUGUCGGCGAUAGGACACCGGGGUGGUAAGAAAGGUGGAAAGGCUCGUGGCACUGGCGGGUUUCAUGAUAUGGACCCAAAAAAGCAACGUGAAAUUUCCUCCAACGGUGGACGUGCCACGAAAAAAGUGGCUGCAGAUAUGGAGGAAGCUGUGGAUGAAUUGAAGGCGCGACCUACGUUGUUUGGAGGGCCUUCGGAGGAGCCCUCGGUUGUGCCACCGGGUUAUCCAGAAUGGAAGACCGGUUCCUGA
Penicillium cinerascens is the source of this 327-nucleotide messenger RNA. RefSeq lists its product as uncharacterized. The record is from RefSeq and is a predicted model, not a curated record. Lineage: Eukaryota; Fungi; Ascomycota; Eurotiomycetes; Eurotiales; Aspergillaceae. The annotation marks the transcript as partial. The transcript is spliced from 2 exons.